AUGGCUCGUUCAGUUCUUCCAAGCCAACAAAAAUUAGCCGAAAAACUUAUUAUUCUCAAUGACCGAGGUGUGGGAAUGCUAACUCGUAUUUAUAAUAUUAAAAAAGCUUGUGGUGAUGCUAAAUCUAAACCAGCUUUUUUAUCUGAUAAAACACUCGAAUCAUCUAUUAAAUUAAUCGUCCGAAAAUUUCCGAACAUUGAUAUUAAAGGACUUCAAACUAUCACAAAUUUAAGAAAUGAAAUCAUAAAAUCAUUGUCCUUAUAUUAUUACACAUUUGUUGAUUUGUUAGAUUUCAAAGAUAAUGUUAGUGAAUUAUUAACAACGAUGGAUGCCUGUGGUGUAAUCAUGGAUAUCACUCUUAAUUUUGACCUAACAAAAGCAUAUUUAGAUUUAACGGUCAUUUACACAACUCUUAUGAUUUUACUUUCUAAAGUAGAAGAUCGCAAAGCAGUAUUAGGUCUUUUUAAUGCAGCUCAUGAAAUGGUUCAUAAUCAAUCAGAUCAUAGUUUUCCAAGAUUAGGUCAGAUGAUUAUGGAUUAUGAUGCACCGCUUAAAAAACUCUCUGAAGAAUUCAUUCCGCAUUCAAAAUUAUUAAUAAAUGCUUUAAACUCGCUUUGGAUCAUUUAUCCAAGUAGAAAUUUGUCUGCUGACAAUUGGAGAGCAGAUCAAAAAUUAAGCUUAAUCGGAAGUCCAGUGCAAAUAUUAAAGCCUGCAGCUACUGAUAUGAUGUCUUGUGAAACAUUAAGCCUCGAUAAAAUCGAAAAGUGGAUUAUACUAGGCUUUACAUUGUGUCAUUCAGUUUUAAAUCAAGAGCAACAAAAUAAAUUGUGGGUUACUGCUCUUGAAUCUAGAUGGGUCUUAGCACUGUUUCGCGAUGAAGUUAUAUAUAUUCAUCAAUAUAUUCAGUUAUUUUUUGAAACAAUUAAAGGUUAUGGCAAAAGGAUUUCAGAAAUAAAAGAAUGUUAUAACCAGGCGAUUCAAAAAUCCAGCUACCGGCACAGAGAAAGGCGAAAAUUUCUAAGGACUGCUCUAAAAGAAUUAGGGUUAAUAUUGACCGAUCAACCAGGCCUUUUAGGUCCUAAAGCAUUAUUAGUAUUCAUGGGAUUAUCUCAUGCAAGAGAUGAAAUUUUAUGGGUUUUAAGACAUGGAGAUAACCCACCGAAUCAAGGGAAAGCAAAAGGGCGUGGAAACGAAGAUUUAGUAGACAGACAACUUCCAGAACUUCUGUUUCAUUGUGAAGAGUUACGAGCUCUCGUCCGAAAAUAUUCUCAAGUUCUCCAACGUUAUUAUGUUCAGUUUUUAGCUACUUUUGAUGCUCCCGCACUUCAUCAAAUUAUUCAAAAUCUGCCAAUUUGUCCAGAAGAAGAAGGAGCUAUUCUAAGUGAUUUGUGUUCGUUGAUAGCUAAUGUAUCGAUAAAACAAGUUGAAGAUAAUGAUUUAUUCGAUUUUCGUCCAUUAAGACUUGAUUGGAUUAGAUUGCAAGCAUAUAUGUCCGUUAAUAAGUGUAAUAUAAAUCUUGCAGAUAAUCGUGAGUUAGCAUCUUUUAUGGAUGCCAUAAUUUUUCAUACAAAAAUGAUUGAUAAUCUUGAUGAAAUGCUUAUUGAAACUUCAGAUCUUUCCAUUUUUUGCUUCUACAGUAAAAUUUUUGAAGAUCAGUUCCACAUGUGUCUCGAAUUCCCAGCUCAAAAUAGAUAUAUCGUUGCUUUUCCACUUAUUUGUAGUCAUUUCCAAAGUUGUACUCAUGAGCUGUGUCCUGAAGAACGUCAUCAUAUUCGAGAGCGAAGUCUUUCAGUAGUUAAUAUGUUUCUUGACGAAAUGGCAAAAGAAGCUAAAAAUAUCAUUACCACUAUUUGUGAUGAACAAUGUAAUAUGAGUGACAAACUCUUACCGAAACACUGUGCUCAGUUGAUUUCACAAGUUGUGAAUCGUAAAAAAAAAGACAAAAGUAAAAAAAAUAUUUAUGAAAUUCACAAACCCGGAUUAGAAAGUUACAGAAAAACUCGAGAAGAACUUACGACCAUGGAUAAAUUGCAUAUGGCACUGACUGAACUUUGUUACGCAAUCAAUUUUUGUCCUACAAUCAAUGUUUGGGAAUACACAUUUGCACCAAGAGAGUAUAUGAAUCAACAUCUUGAAACAAGAUUUUCUAGAGCUCUAGUUGGAAUGGUUAUGUUUAAUCCAGACGCUAAUGAAAUAGCAAAACCAUCUGAACUGUUUGUGAGUGUUCGAGCAUAUAUGAACGUACUUCAAACAGUUGAAAAUUAUGUUCAUAUUGAUAUAACUAGAGUCUUUAAUAACGCACUCCUUCAACAAACUCAAGCAUUAGACAGUCACGGUGAUAAAACUAUCGCUGCCCUGUAUACACAAUGGUAUUCUGAAGUUUUAUUAAGGCGGGUUAGUGCUGGAAAUAUAUGUUAUUCAUCUAAUCAACGAGCCUUCGUAAGCUUGUCAGUAGAAGGCUCAAUACCAUUCAACGCAGAAGAAUUUUCAGAUAUAAAUGAGUUAAGAGCUUUGACCGAGCUUAUUGGUCCAUAUGGGAUGAAAAUGCUCAAUGAAACACUCAUGUGGCAUAUUUCUAGUCAAGUGCAAGAACUAAAAAAACUUGUUGCUAGUAAUAAAGAAGUUCUUAUAGCUUUAAGAACUAAUUUUGACAAGCCUGAAAUUAUGAAGGAGCAAUUCAAACGGCUACAACAUGUUGAAAAUGUUCUUCAACGAGUUACAAUAAUUGGUGUCAUUCUUAGUUUUAGACAGCUCGCACAAGCUGCUUUGGUUGAUGUUUUAGAAGAACGUAUACCAUUUCUCUUGAGUUCAAUCCUAGAUUUUAGACAUCAUUUACCAUCAGGCGAUCCGAUGCGUUUAGUUUCUGAAAUGACUUCAGCUGCCGGCUUAAUGUGUAAAGUCGAUCCGACACUCACCAAUGCACUUAAGAUCCAAAAAACAGAAGUAGAUGAAGAUGAGCACUUACUAGUUUGUCUUUUAAUGGUUUUUGUGGCGGUAUCUAUUCCAAAACUAGCUCGUAAUGAAAAUUCAUUUUAUCGUGCAUCGUUAGAAGGACAUUCAAAUAAUAUACAUUGCAUUGCUACCGCUAUUAACAAUAUAUUUGGUGCACUUUUUACAAUAUGUGGUCAAAAUGAUAUUGAAGAUAGAAUGAAAGAAUUUCUAGCGUUGGCUUCAUCCAGUUUACUCAGACUCGGUCAAGAAGUCGAUAAAGAAACUAUAAAAAACAGGGAGUCUAUUUAUUUGUUACUUGAUGAAAUCGUUCAGGAGUCACCAUUUUUAACGAUGGAUCUUCUCGAAAGUUGUUUCCCUUAUGCGCUCAUACGAAAUGCAUACCAUGAUGUAUAUAAAUUAGAACAUAAUCAGAUGUAA
Molecule: messenger RNA, 3369 nt
Organism: Cotesia congregata
Lineage: Eukaryota; Metazoa; Arthropoda; Insecta; Hymenoptera; Braconidae
Source: the annotation of a GenBank genome assembly